This is a messenger RNA of Nyctereutes procyonoides (raccoon dog), 1683 nucleotides long. It is a transcript of the gene LMAN1L, whose product is annotated as lectin, mannose binding 1 like. Gene Ontology annotation, cellular component: endoplasmic reticulum membrane; Golgi membrane; COPII-coated ER to Golgi transport vesicle. Gene Ontology annotation, molecular function: D-mannose binding. The transcript is spliced from 14 exons. Lineage: Eukaryota; Metazoa; Chordata; Mammalia; Carnivora; Canidae. The record is from RefSeq and is a predicted model, not a curated record. Gene Ontology annotation, biological process: endoplasmic reticulum to Golgi vesicle-mediated transport; Golgi organization; endoplasmic reticulum organization.
AUGCUGGUGGCCAGCGGGGAGCCCCUGCUCCGCCUCGCCGUCGCCCUCCUCCUGCUCCUGGGCGCCCCCGGCCCUGAGGGGGCCAGUUCUCUUCAGAAGAGGUUUGAGUAUAAGCUCAGCUUCAAAGGACCCAGGCUGGCGGCGCCCGGGGCUGCAAUACCCUUCUGGAGUCAUCAUGGAGGUGCCGUACUGGGCCCGGAAUAAGUGCGCCUGGCCCCGUCCACACAGAGCCUCAGUGGUGCCGUGUGGAGCAGGGCUCCUGUCCUCUUCUCAGCCUGGGAGGUUGAGGUGCAGAUGAGGGUGACGGGGCCGGGGCGCCUGGGAGCCCAGGGCAUGGCCGUGUGGUACACCCGGGACAAGGGCCAGGUGGGCUUGGCCCCAGGGCGGCCGACCUCGUGGGACGGCAUCGGGAUCCUCUACGACUCCUCAGCCGAGGACACCCAGCAGAGCCCCGUCAUCCGCGUGCUGGCCAGUGAUGGGCACACUCGCCUUGAGUCGCACGGGGACGGAGCCGGCGGCAAGCUGGGCUCCUGCCGCUGGGACUUCCGCAACCUGCCGUGCCCCUUCACGACACGGAUCACAUACUGGGGGCACAGGCUGCGUGUGUCCCUGAGCAGUGGCCUCACUCCCAGUGACCUAGAUGAGGUUUGCGUUGACACCGGGCCCCUGCUUUUGGCUCCUUGAGGUUUCUUUGGGGUCUCGGCAGCCACCAGCACCCUGGCAGAUGACCAUGACAUCCUGUCCUUCCUGACCUUCAGUCUGAGUGAGCCGGGUCCUAAGCCUCCCCGCCAGCCCCUUCUGGAGAUGGAGGAGUGCCGGCUGGCAAGGCAGCUGGAAGGGCUUCAGGCGAGGCUGGCCCUCGGUACCAGGGAGGACGUGAUGCCAAAGCUGAGCUCCAAAGUCCAGGAAGAAAGGGAGCGACGCUUUGGCCUGGAGGAGACGCUGGGCAGACAUCGCCAGAUCCUGCAGGCCCUCCAGGGUCUAUCCAAACAGUUGGCCCAGGCUGAGAGGCAAUGGAAGAUGCAGCUGGGGUCCCUGGGCCAUGCCAGGCCUGUCGGAGCCUGGGCCCAGAACUCCUCCUGCCAGGUUCUACCCACCCCGGGGAGGGGCAGUCACUUCUCCAGGCCUCUCAGCGAGACAGAGGCGCAGGUCUGCGCCCUGCUCCACAGACAGAGGACUCUGCUCCAGAACUUGCAAGAGAUAAGGGAUGCAGCUGCCCGCGUGGCCUCAAGAGCCCAGCUCUUCUAUCUGCCUGUGGGCACCAAGCAUCAUUUCUUAGAGCUGGCCCAGAUCCUGAGCCUCCUGCAGAAGGACAUUCAAAGCCCACUGAAAGCAGCAGCCAAGCCCCCCUGCUCACCUUGCCAAGCCCCGGGGGCCUCCUCGUGCCUGCAGCCUGGCAUCUUUCUGCUCUUCCUCCUCAUUCAGACUCUAGGCUUCUUUUGUUACGAGUACUUCAGGCGGGAGCUGGACAAGAGCCUUCAGGACUGUUUGUCCACAGGCAGCCAUCCAUGUCCUGCACCACACGUCCCUGGGGCCCUGGGGGUUCUGAGGAGGCAGCCUCUCUCCCCCAGUAUGCGUGCACGACUCACCUGAAAGCCCGGAAGGAGGUGGAUGGUGUCUAGGGGGGAGACAACUUGGCCAGUACCCUCUCCUUCUGGGUGCCCAGCUCCUGCUCACACCUUA